AUGGGAAAUUCCAUCUCUUACACCACCACGGACUGUCAAGUCGUCAUACCCAACCGAGGGUGUAUCAAAGGCCUUCAGUUUGAUGACAAGUCACGGAGAUUUGCAGGUAUCCCGUACGCAAAGCCCCCAAUUGGUGAUCUGAGAUGGAAAAAGCCGCAGCCUUUGGCGGACACCUAUAGCUACUCAUCAUCUGAUGGGGUCAACCCGUACGAUGCCACAGUAUUUGGUCCUGUGUGCCCUCAACCAAAUUAUUCAAAAGUGGUCAGCGAACAUGUCCCGGAGCAUGUCUAUGAUGAGAACUGUCUUCGAGUCAACAUCUGGACCCCGGUUGCUGAUCCUUCCGAUCCAGACAAAAAAUGGCCAGUCAUGAUCUGGUUCCAUGGGGGGUGGUUCCAGGUCGGAGACCCUAGCCAGGAGGCCAGCAUGGAUCCGACGGAGCUUAUUUCUACUGGAAAGCUCCAGGCCGUCUUUGUUGCGGUGGGAUACCGACUCAAUAUCUUUGGUUUCCUGGCGGGCCAUGCUCUUCUUGAAGAGUCAAAUGGGGAAUCAACGGGCAACUAUGGACUGUGGGAUCAACGUCUAGCUAUCGACUGGGUCCAUAAGCACAUUGAAGCUUUUGGGGGAGAUGCCAGCAAAAUGCAUUUGACAGGGCGUAGCGCAGGCGCUUAUUCAGUUCUCACUCAGGCUUUGUAUGAUUUCAGGUCUGCUGGAAGUGAUCACUUUCGAUCUCUGGUUGUGUAUUCCAAUGCCAUUCCAACGCAGCCAAAAACCAUCGCAGAAUCCGACUCCCAGUUUGAGGAGGUUUGUCGGCACUUUGGAGUGCCUCCCAGUUUGAACACAGUUGAAAAGCUCCAAUUUCUGCGUAAGAUAAGUGCCAAGGAUCUCUGCACCGGAAUAAUGGACCUUGACAACCACACCUUCCGUCCUGUGACAGACAAUAUCUUCGUUCAACCUGGAAUCUUUGAAUACUACCGAGAUGGCUCUUUUGCGGAAGUGUUUAAAAAACGCAACCUGCGCUUAUUAAUUGGUGAGGUGCUCAAUGAAGAUACCCUGUACGCAGUCACGAACGGCCCAGAGCCAAAUUUGGCAUCCCUCCAACAGCAAAUAUCAAACUACUACCCUCCCUCAACGACUCAACGUCUCCUUCAGCAUUAUCAGCCUCCAACCUCAGAGAGCAAAGAAGACUGGGGGAAGCUAUUUGGCAAGAUAAUUGCCGAUGGCCAGGUCAGGGCUCCAUCGCGUUACCUGGUCAAAAUACUUACAGACAAUGGGGUUGAUAUGGCAAAUAUCUGGCGCUACAGGAUCGCCUACCGACUUUCAUUUAUCACGGACAAGGUCGCCCCGGCUUCCUUUGGAGUCACUCAUGCUAUGGAUCGCCCUAUCUGGAACUACUCUCUCACGCAUGGCCCAACUCCAGCGGAGCGGAACUUGAUGUCGGAAUGGAUAGGGGAUCUUUGUGCUUUCAUUCAUGGCACAGAGGGGCAUUCAUAUGGAACCUCUUCUCCCGAUGAAUACAAGGUCAUGACCGGGGAAGGGAGGAUAGAUGUUCAGAAAGAUCCCUUGUGGGACGAGUUGACAAGGGCAAUGGAGUUAUUUUCGGGGUAA
Penicillium nucicola is the source of this 1605-nucleotide messenger RNA. RefSeq lists its product as uncharacterized. The coding region runs from base 1 to 1605 and encodes 534 amino acids. The transcript is spliced from 2 exons. NCBI's taxonomy places the organism in Eukaryota, Fungi, Ascomycota, Eurotiomycetes, Eurotiales, Aspergillaceae. The record is from RefSeq and is a predicted model, not a curated record.